GAGUGGGCGGAGCCGCGCGCCCCUCGCCCGCGCGUUAGGAGCGAGCGGUGGCAACCCCAGAGCAGAAAGAUGCUGGCUCUGGGGGUGAGGUCGCGGGCGGUGGGUGUCCCGUUGCUGCUGCUGCUUGUCCUCAGAGUGGCCGAGUUGGCGCCUCGGGUUCGACAUACGACCCAGUUUCCGCGUCGCUACACCCCCGACUGGCCGAGCUUGGACUCGAGGCCGCUGCCGGCCUGGUACGACGAGGCCAAAUUCGGGGUGUUCGUGCACUGGGGCAUGUUCUCGGUGCCGGCCUGGGGCAGCGAGUGGUUCUGGUGGCACUGGAAAGGCGAGGGGCUGGCCCAAUACCAGAGAUUCAUGAAUGAAAACUACCCGCCUGGCUUCAGCUACGCCGACUUCGGGCCGCAGUUCACGGCGCGCUUCUUCCGCCCAGAGGAGUGGGCCAGCCUCUUCCAGGCGGCUGGGGCCAAGUAUGUAGUCCUGACAACAAAGCAUCACGAAGGCUUCACAAACUGGCCGAGUCCUGUGUCUUGGAACUGGAAUUCUAAGGAUGUGGGGCCCCAUCGGGAUUUGGUUGGUGAACUGGGAGCAGCUCUCCGGAAGAGGAACAUACGCUACGGACUCUACCACUCGCUCUUAGAGUGGUUUCAUCCCUUGUACUUGCUUGAUAAGACAAAUGGCUUCAAAACACAGCAUUUUGUCCAUACAAAAACAAUGCCAGAGCUGUAUGACCUUGUUAACAGCUACAGGCCUGAUCUGAUCUGGUCUGAUGGGGAGUGGGAAUGCCCUGAUACUUACUGGAACUCCACAUAUUUUCUUUCUUGGCUCUACAAUGAUAGCCCUGUCAAGGAUGAGGUGGUAGUGAAUGACCGAUGGGGUCAGAACUCUUCCUGUCACCAUGGAGGAUUCUAUAACUGUCAAGAUAAAUACACGCCACACAGCUUGCCAAGUCACAAGUGGGAAAUGUGCACCAGCAUCGACAAGCUAUCCUGGGGCUAUCGUCGCAACAUGGUGAUGUCUGAGGUGUUAAAAGAACCUCAGAUCAUUGCGGAAUUGGUUCAGACAGUAAGUUUGGGAGGCAACUAUCUUCUGAACAUCGGCCCAACUAAAGAUGGAUUGAUUGUUCCCAUCUUCCAAGAAAGGCUUCUUGCGGUUGGGAAGUGGCUGAGCAUCAAUGGGGAAGCUAUCUAUGCCUCCAAACCAUGGAGGGUGCAAUCGGAGAACAUGACGUCUGUAUGGUAUACCUCAAAAGGAUCACACGUUUAUGCCAUUUUUCUGCACUGGCCAGAAAAUGGAAUCUUAAACCUUGCAUUCCCCAUUACUACCUCAACUACAACGAUAAUGAUGUUGGGAAUCCAAGAAGAUCUGAAGUGGUCCACAGAUCCAGCAAAAGGUCUCCUCAUCAAUCUGCCACAGUUGCCACCCUCUGCUCUCCCAGUACAGUUUGCUUGGACUGUAAAGCUGACAGGAGUGAAGUGAUAUUUGAGUUCAAGAGGACAGGGAUACCCCCCUGCUGUUUGCUGCUUCAAUUUCCUCUAAUAAAACAACCUCUCUUCCCCACCCAGAGAUGGCUUUUCCAACACAUUUUAAUCAAAGGAACUGAGUGCAUUACACUAAUGUCUUAAUCAAGCAAAAAUCUGAGGUCUAUGGCUGGUAUCUCUGUCAGCCAAAGAAGGGAUUAAACAGCUAAACUAAACUCUUGAGUCCGUCCAUUCUUACAUUUGGGAAUCCUCUACAAUGGAACCUUCCUUCCAUUCUGUGUUUGAUAGCCUACCUGCUUACUCAAUGAGUUUAGUAAAAGAAUAAGCCGUAUCACCCUGUUGCCUGUUCAAGGAGUGGAAAGGAUUUGGCAAGCUAUAUAGCAUCGGUUGUCUCCAACACUCCUCCCCCAAAGGGCAGAGGAGCCUGGAGGGGAAGGAAAAGGCCUGCCAGGCUGCUAAUGGUCAACUCUUACUAAUUUCUAAGGCAAACUAAGAGCUUCAAAAUUCAGUAUGCUUGCAGUGAUACUUUUAAGGAAAUGAAUGUGAUUCUGCUCUUUCUUUUAAAUAUGAUCAAAUAAAUUUGUAUUUUAAAUCAUUUCUACCAAAAAGCAUA
Molecule: messenger RNA, 2091 nt
Organism: Nycticebus coucang (slow loris)
Lineage: Eukaryota; Metazoa; Chordata; Mammalia; Primates; Lorisidae
Gene: FUCA1
Product: alpha-L-fucosidase 1
Exons: 8
Coding region: 70-1476 (468 amino acids)
Biological process (GO): glycoside catabolic process; fucose metabolic process
Cellular component (GO): lysosome
Molecular function (GO): alpha-L-fucosidase activity
Source: RefSeq, a predicted model, not a curated record